UCUCCGAUAAAAGAAAGAAGUAAAAUGGCCAGCUCGGCGCCUCGUCUCUCUUUUGCUUUAUCGGUUCGCCCCCUUUGUUGAUGCGAUUUCCAAGUCUCCAUUCAUCUCCUCGUUUGCUCGACAUCUCUGCAGCCUCCUGCCCACAACUCUCCUGCUUCUUUGAAACCGUAGGAGAUUGGUAAAAAUGCCAGAUAUUCAGAUGGGGUCCCACACACUGAGAUCCCAUGGAACCAAAGUCUUAAGAUUUCACAUGCAAGACUGGAUCAUACUCAUACUCCUUGCUAUAAUAGACGGAUGCUUAAAUGUCAUAGAGCCUUUUCACCGGUUUGUGGGAAGAGAUAUGAUGACAGAUUUGAGGUAUCCAAUGAAAAAGAACACGGUGCCAUUUUGGGCUGUUCCGAUACUUGGAAUUGUGUUGCCAUUCUUAAUUAUUUUGGGCAUCUACUUUAAGAGGAAUAAUGUUCUUGAUCUGCAUAACGCUGUAUUAGGCUUGCUUUUUUCGACAUUCAUCACUGGAGUUUUAACUGAUGCGAUCAAGGAUGCAGUUGGCCGACCAAGGCCAGAUUUCUUCUGGCGAUGUUUUCCUGAUGGAAUUCCUAAAUAUGACAACAUAACAACUGGUGUUGUAUGCCAUGGGGUAAAAAGUGUUAUCAAAGAAGGGCACAAGAGUUUCCCAAGCGGGCAUUCGUCCUGGUCUUUCGCUGGGCUAGGCUUCCUAUCAUGGUACCUGGCAGGAAAACUCCAGGCUUUUGACGGUAGAGGUCAUGUUGCAAAACUGUGCAUUGUGUUUCUUCCUUUGCUCUUAGCAUCACUUGUGGCGAUUUCUCGAGUUGAUGACUAUUGGCAUCAUUGGCAAGAUGUAUUUGCAGGAGGUUUCCUAGGACUGGUUGUUGCUUCAUUUUGCUAUCUGCAAUUCUUCCCACCCCCAUACGACCUCGAUGGUUGGUUGCCUCAUGCAUACUUGCGCGAAAUGUCUGAUUCUAGAAACAGUGUUCCAUUGCAGCCGACUGCAAUUUUCCGACAGUCAAGGUCAUCAGAAGUUGAAACAAACACAAUUCUAGAGUCAAUUGAAGCUGGUAGGAGAUAUUGAUGCACCAUCAUUCCUUCUUGGCAUACAUUUAGCCACCAUCUUCAAUUUGUUCUUAUGCUGCUAUAUAUGUUUGCAUAAGGUUUGUUCUUGUUUCUUUUUUUUUUUUAACCUUUUGGUUCUAUUAUGAGAGCCGAAUUAAUGUUCAUAAGAUGUCAAAUAAAGUUUGGAUUGGGUUCCCUCUUGCCCCAAAUGAAUUCGAUGAAGCUGAGAAGUUAACAUGGCAUAAGAUUAUAAUAAAA
Zingiber officinale is the source of this 1329-nucleotide messenger RNA. RefSeq names its product lipid phosphate phosphatase 2-like. The record is from RefSeq and is a predicted model, not a curated record. Gene Ontology annotation, molecular function: phosphatidate phosphatase activity. The transcript has 8 exons. Lineage: Eukaryota; Viridiplantae; Streptophyta; Magnoliopsida; Zingiberales; Zingiberaceae. Gene Ontology annotation, biological process: phospholipid metabolic process. The coding region runs from base 185 to 1090 and encodes 301 amino acids.